CUGUAAGCAUCUCCAAAAACUAGUUUACCAAAGAGUAUUACUUCCUUCACGUCAUAGCAAUCCAUUUAUGUAUUAAUCUGGUACUGCUUAUUAAACGUAUAAUUAAGUUCUCAAAGACUUCCUUGUCCGUAUUAUAUAACUAGCUAGUGCCUUCAUUGUCCUAAAUUUAGAGUAUUCAUCUUCCUCAUUGCUGCUGUUAGAUUUUCUUCCCACAGAAUUUGAGAAAGAUGGAUCGUCACGGCAGACUGCUUCAGCUGUUCUCGUACUUGUUGUUAUCCGCUCGCUUGUUCAUACACACAUAUUCCGACGAAGAUUUUAUCCGACAGCCUCCUCGGCAGCUCAUAUUAACUUCGCAUCAUGGAAAAGACUCUGAUCCGCAACAGGUACAUAUAUCAUUAGUAGGCAAAGACCACAUGAAGAUUUCCUGGGUGACCUCCCAUGAACAUGUUAAAUCCAUGGUUGAAUAUGGAAAAACACCAGGAAUAUACGAAGCAUCAGCUACCGGAGAGCACACAUCAUACCAAUAUUUUUUGUAUAGGUCAGGCAAGAUCCACCAUGUCACAAUCGGGCCAUUGGAUCCGAAGACAACGUACUACUAUAGGUGUGGUGGUUCCGGGCCAGAGUUCAAGUUAAGGACACCUCCUUCAGCAUUUCCUAUCGAGUUUGUUGUUGCCGGAGAUUUGGGACAAACUGAAUGGACUGCAUCAACACUAACUCAUAUUGGAGCCAAGGAUUACGACGUCUUGUUGUUACCUGGCGAUCUAUCCUAUGCUGAUGCGCAACAGCCCCUGUGGGACUCAUUUGGACGCCUGGUUGAGCCAUAUGCUAGCCAGCGCCCAUGGAUGGUGACCCAAGGCAAUCAUGAAAUAGAAAGCUUUCCCAUCAUAUUCCCCCGUGGUUUCAAAGCCUUUAACUCAAGGUGGCAAAUGCCUUAUCAGCAGAGUGGCUCCAAGUCGAAUCUUUACUACUCAUUUGAUGUUUCAGGAGCCCACAUUAUCAUGUUGGGAUCCUAUACCGACUUUGAUGCCAACUCAGAUCAGUACAAGUGGCUCCGAGCUGACUUGGCCAAAGUCGACAAGUCAAAAACUCCUUGGACUAUUGUUUUGAUUCAUGCACCUUGGUAUAGUUCCAAUACUGCUCAUAAGGGAGAAGGCGAAAGCAUGAGAUUGGCUAUGGAAGAAAUGUUGUACACUGCUGGAAUCGACAUUGUUUUUGCUGGACAUGUUCAUGCUUAUGAACGCUUCACUAGAGUUUAUGACAAGAAAGCUGACCAGUGUGGCCCUGUCCAUGUCACAAUUGGGGAUGGAGGAAACAGGGAAGGGCUUGCCAUGUUGUUCGAGAAACCUAGGCCAAGCAUAUCAGUAUACAGGGAGGCGAGUUUCGGACAUGGGAGAUUAAGGAUUUUGAACCAAACACAUGCACAUUGGUCAUGGCAACGAAACAAUGACAGUAAUUCAUUUGCAGCCGAUGAGGUGUGGCUGUCAAGUUUAAGCUAUUCUCAUGCCUGCUGCAAGAACUCUUCUUUCGAGUGCACACCACUAACAACUCAAAAUGACGAGCUAUGAAGGUUCAACUAAUAAUGUUAGGCCACAGUUUCAUUUACCUCUUCAUAAUUUGACUGUAUUGGAUUGGGCUGGUUUCUUCUGCAUUCUUUUUAGCUGCAUGGGUUUAGAGUGCUAGGCCGUUGUGAUUUGUGAAUGCUCACUGAAUAUAGAAAAAUAAAAGGUCCGACUACGAUUGCUUUAUUAA
Daucus carota subsp. sativus is the source of this 1749-nucleotide messenger RNA. RefSeq names its product purple acid phosphatase 22. The record is from RefSeq and is a predicted model, not a curated record. Lineage: Eukaryota; Viridiplantae; Streptophyta; Magnoliopsida; Apiales; Apiaceae. The coding region runs from base 228 to 1565 and encodes 445 amino acids. Gene Ontology annotation, molecular function: metal ion binding; acid phosphatase activity. The transcript is spliced from 5 exons.